This is a messenger RNA of Xenopus laevis (African clawed frog), 1261 nucleotides long. RefSeq lists its product as uncharacterized. Bases 281 to 925 code for a protein of 214 amino acids. NCBI's taxonomy places the organism in Eukaryota, Metazoa, Chordata, Amphibia, Anura, Pipidae. The record is from RefSeq and is a predicted model, not a curated record. The transcript has 2 exons.
GAGAGCACUGGAUUCACUGGGAGUAUUACACAGUUAGCAAGUUCCUAGCCUAGAUCACAACAGGAGGAUGCUUAGUAUUCCAUCUGCUGAUGUCCAGCCGUUCUAGAGUAAAAUCUGCUACUUACCAUUCAAAGCUGGGAUUACCGGGUUUUGAUUUAUUCAUACAGAAUGUUAACUCACCCGCUGCUGGAUCAAAUGAAUAGCAAUCUAGUUGUCGAGGAACUGCAAUGUCUCCAUUAUUUGUCUGUAGCUCUGGCACAUUUCCAAGUUUCACCAUAACAUGUAUCAUUAUGGUUUUAGUCCAUCGCCGCAUCGUACAAUGAUGUUCCUUCAUCCAAACCCCUACGUGCCUUACACCAAUGGAAGGUUCCAAGAUUCUCCUGGUGGCUUUCUACCCCCGAUACAGAUGCACAAUUUCAGCAGCCGACCUUCUCCGCUCUUCGACGGGCAAAUGUAUUAUCCCCAGGAAUUUACAAACGCACAUCGACAAUUUCACCAUUUUUAUGGCGUAAAUCCUUACUAUGCUCCUCCAAACUGGUAUUACCCUAGAUACAGUGGGGUGCCAUCAUAUAACCAUUCAGUGAACUAUAACCAUAAACCUGUUAAACAGAACGGAUGGCCAGAAGGCUUUACCAUGAAAGGAGAACUUCACUGGGGCAAACUAGAGAGAGUGUUUGGGAUGAAACGAGAACUUCCAGAAUUUGUCAAAGACGACCUACGUAGAGUGUAUGGCACGUACCCGAGGACAUUCGUCGCUAUAACUUAUCAGAAUGGAGAAUUUCUUGUUAAAGGCGAUCCCAAGGUGGGGGAACAGGAGUACUCUGUUGAAAAGAAAGUUGUUCGAAAGGCGCCAACUCCCACCGAUUCCGAGGACGAGAUAAGUGAAGGAAAGCAGAGCAAGAGGAAAAGGAAAGGAAGGCGUUGAUUCGGAUACUAUAUGAGGUGGACUGAGUAUAUAAUCUCAUAUUUAUAAAAGGGGGAAUGUCUCUUUAAAAUACCAAGAGCCAUGAAUAACCAGUAAAAUAGUGAUGUCAUCAGUUAGUGAUAUCACUUGAAUCACUGAAACUUCUGAUAAAUAAUGGCUCCCCUGUUAUACAAAAAAAGGAUAUUUUAUGUCCAUACCUCCCAACAUUUUGGAAAUAAAAAGAGGGACAAAAAGCUGCCUCGUGUAGCACGGUGAAUUGUUUGUGACCACGCCCAUUUUUUGUGGCCACACCCCCUAAUUACCAUGUUCAUUUUACAAAAUUUGUCAGGUAAUGAA